Messenger RNA from Tripterygium wilfordii, 1195 nucleotides. RefSeq lists its product as uncharacterized. Bases 170 to 715 code for a protein of 181 amino acids. The record is from RefSeq and is a predicted model, not a curated record. Lineage: Eukaryota; Viridiplantae; Streptophyta; Magnoliopsida; Celastrales; Celastraceae. The transcript has 2 exons.
CCUGGCACCACUGUCUCCUUACUUCUUCUUCUCCUCCUCCAUUUUUCUUGAAUCGAGCAGAUCCUUAAACCCUAGAGCCGUACCUGUAAAUAACACAACACCAUUCAGUUCUCUCUAUCGUAUCCAUUUCAUCAUCAUCUAUGCUUUGACACCAAUUAAAAAGGAAAGAAUGGUGCCUGUAAUUCUUUUGAUUUCAUUAAUUUUUUCUCUUACGAUCAGUGCCAAUUCGCAGUCGGGAGAGUCGAUAUAUGAGGUUUUACGUGCUCAUGGGCUGCCCAUGGGCCUGCUACCGAAGGGAGUGAAGGAGUUUAACGUCGUUGAUAAGGGGCGUUUCGAGGUGUACCUCGAUCAGGCUUGUAAUGCUAAGUUUGAAAGCCAGUUGCAUUACGAGAGGAACGUUUCGUUCAGUCUGAGCUACGGCCAGAUCGGGGCGCUAUCUGGUAUAACAGCGCAGGAGUUGUUCCUGUGGUUCCCGGUUAAGGGGAUUCGGGUCGAUAUACCCAGUUCAGGUCUCAUUUACUUUGAUGUGGGUGUCGUAUUUAAGCAGUUUUCUCUGUCCCUGUUUGAAUCGCCGAGAGAAUGUUUGGCAGUACCGGCUGUGGAUGUUAAGGGAAUUAGAGAUGGCAUGUUUUUGGUGGAGAAAGUGGCCAAGAGUCAAUCUGGUGAGCUUCGGUUUCAACUCGAUCAAGAAAGUUCUGUGAGAGAUGUUCUGUAGAUCAUGCAAGAAUAGAUGUGAAUUAUGAUUGCUCAAUGCGGGUUCUUCAUUUCUCCUUGUAAAUGCCAUCUGCUUUAAUGCGUUAGUUGGUCUUAUCCUUCCAAUGAGUAUUUUUGCUUUGAGUCUUUUCUGGUAAAUAGAGCCGAGGCUGCAGACUAGUUGACCAUGCUCUUGGCAAUUAUUGGCCAGCCAUUGUAUUGGAUUCGAAGGAGCGACGUGAGGCAACAUUAUAUGAUUAUCAACAUUCCCACCCGAGGAUAGGGUGAGACAUGAGUAUCCUGUCAAGAGAUAUCAGGUGAUAAAUAUGUGAAAAGACUGUUUCGUAUGUUAAAAUUUAUUGUAUUAUGUGUAUAAGUAUGGCUGCUCUAUUGAGUUGUUUUUUUUUGGAAGUGUAAGUUUUAAAUUUAUGAGAGAGGCUCAUACCUUCAUGAUAAUAAAAUUAAAAAAUAAUAAGAGCUUUUGCUUCAGUCUUUUAUGUGA